UUGGCUCAUUCGGUACGUUCAGCGUCUCCUACGAGACAUAUACUAAUGGUUCUACGCCAGGUAUUUCGUUUUACAGCUUGAAAGUUCAAAAUGUCUUCCCCUCAGACGCAUGACGAGGUACAAUCUGAGGGGAAUAGUGGCGAUGAGGAAGAAAGCGUCGAAAUGUUGGAUCCUAGAGUCAAGGUAGAGCUUGAAAGUCUCAAUACGGCGACAGCGGAGAUAAAUGAUGUUGAACAAGAACUCGAGGAGAUGCAUGCAGUAUUCAGACAAACCCUCACUGAAUCGGCUUUUGUGCUGAAAACACAAGCCAACAUGCUAGGAAAAAGUGUGAAGCACUCUAGGCCUUACUACGAAAAACUGGACUACGCAAAAMAGCUUCAAGUGGAAACUCAAAAAGCAGCGCUCAAUUAUGAGAGGGCCUGCAGUCAGCAUCARUCAGCCAAAUUAGCUGUGGCCCAUGCAGAGCAGAAGUUAGAAUCAUCGUCAACAGAACAUAAAACMUUAGACCCUACAUGGCAAGAAAUGUUGAAUAGAGCAAUUAUGAAAGUCAUGGAAUCCGAGCUUCAAAAGCAGCAAAGUGAAAGAGAACAUUUACAUACAGCACAAAAACUUACGCAGGCCAACAAAGAAAUAUCUGAGAUGAAAAUAAAACUAAAAUCAGCCAUUAAUAAAUCAAGAGUCUAUUACGAUCUAAGAGAUAAGUAUAUGGAUGUUUUAGAGGAACAUAAAGAAAGAAUCCUAGGUUUACAAAGUCGGUUGAAAAACUCCAAGYAUAACUACUCAAGCUCGCUGCGAAAACUGGAAAGUAUUAGCGAUGAAAUUCACGAAUUAAGAAAAAGUCAACUAGACUUGGCUGGCCCAAGGCAAGACGGUGUGGGUGCAGAAUGCUCUAUUGAGCCCUUUGAAGGUGAAUCAAGCACAGAUGGCGAUUUUUAUCAACCUAAAUCAUCUUCUGAAGAAAAAUCUGAUAGCAACGAAUAUGCAGACGUGGAUAAAACUACAUACAGUCAGGAUUUAGUCGAAWAUACUUCGCUAAGUACAACUAGUUGAAAUUUGUGUUAUAGUUAAGAACUAUMGAACAGCUGUUAGAGCGACCACUAUUUAUUUGGCUGUAAAUAUUAUUUUGAACGGAUAUGAAAGAAGCCGUCUUUAAAACCAAUUAAAUUGAAAGCAUUGUA
This is a messenger RNA of Exaiptasia diaphana, 1178 nucleotides long. Its product is annotated as SH3 domain-binding protein 5-like. Gene Ontology annotation, cellular component: cytoplasm. The transcript has 7 exons. NCBI's taxonomy places the organism in Eukaryota, Metazoa, Cnidaria, Anthozoa, Actiniaria, Aiptasiidae. Gene Ontology annotation, molecular function: protein kinase inhibitor activity. The record is from RefSeq and is a predicted model, not a curated record. Gene Ontology annotation, biological process: intracellular signal transduction; negative regulation of protein tyrosine kinase activity. Bases 91 to 1050 code for a protein of 319 amino acids.